Messenger RNA from Truncatella angustata, 879 nucleotides. RefSeq lists its product as uncharacterized. The record is from RefSeq and is a predicted model, not a curated record. Bases 104 to 721 code for a protein of 205 amino acids. Lineage: Eukaryota; Fungi; Ascomycota; Sordariomycetes; Amphisphaeriales; Sporocadaceae. The transcript has a single exon.
UAUGUACAAGGUGGGUAGGACAUGCCAUGCACCUAUCUGCUGCAAACAUGGUAGGCCCGUUUUGCUGGUACGACCCACGCCGUGAAAGAGACUUGAGGCAGAAAUGUGGUACCUGUGCGACCAUGGCAUGUGGCCAGCCUGUUUGAGCAUCGUUGCAUGUUGUUUCAAGCGGCCAAUUGGGAAUUUCGCAUACGCCGUCUCAGCCCGCGCGCGGAGUGUAUCUUUAGUCAUACAAGGUCUCGGGUUGCGUCGCGUCACAAUCCCAGCUCGAACGUUUUCGAUGACGCUGUCCAGUGACGCGUCACAACAGAGUCCAGUGCCACCAAAUAUACCAGUAAAAGGUAGGUAUGGGAAAGUCAGUCCCUUGAAGCAGUUUGGUGUGAUGCCCACCGAGGGUGACUACCUGCUGCAGUCGGACGACUUGUACAACAUCCACUGGCUCGAGGGUAGGUUUUGCGCCCGAAUGGCCGAUCACACGAUUAUGUAUUGCCUGCGCAAGGCAGCAACGGCUAGCAGCUGUUAUGUAUCCUUAUGCACGUGGAAUAUGUUUGCUAUCCAUGAGGAUCGCCGCAACAUUCAUCCCUCCAUUGGGGAACAUGGGUUCUUUGAAAUGCAUAUCACACCACUAUCAGUGGCUCAUAGCUGCUCAGGAAAGCAGCCUUUAGUAACAAAUCGCCCAGAUAUGGCUCUGCAAAUGAGAAUGAUUCAAAGCUCAUCCUGAUGGUUAAGCCGGUGAUCAAGAUAUUACUUGCCAGGGCAAAGUAACGUAGACCCGCAGCAAAAGAAAAAAGAAGAAGUUGAUGCUCAUUUAAUUGACAUGCUCACUAGUUGAUCAUAUUAGUCUAAUUGGACGCAAAUGAAAGCAACAAAAACACCAUG